AUGGCGGAAACUGAGAGACCCCACCGUUCUUCAAGUAUUAACAGUAGCAGCAACAACACAAGAAACGCUACUUCUUCUUCUUCAACAGAUUUAUUCAUUUGUUUCACAUCUCGCUUCUCUUCCUCUACCUCCUCCAUGCGCCUCUCUUCCCUCAGCCCAGCUCGCUCCGCCUGUCUCACCACUUCUCUCAGCCGUCGUCUCCGUACUAGCGGCAGCUUAAAAAACGCCUCAGCAGGAGUUCUCAACUCUCCGAUGUUCGGUAACAACGUAGGAGUACGGAAGAGAUCUGGAUCCGGCUACGAUAACAAUAAUAAUAACAAUAACAAUAACAUAGAGCCUUCGUCUCCGAAGGUGACGUGUAUCGGACAAGUAAGGGUGAAGACGAGGAAGCAUGUGAAGAAGAAGAUGAGAGCGAGAUCCAGGAGGAAAGGAGGCGAGACGAGCAGCAGCUUCAGGAGAUCAUCGAGUGAUCAAAACGACAGAGGAGGGUGUCGUUUCGACGCGAGCGAGAACCGUUGGGUUCAUUUCCCCGUGACGAUCUGCGAGUCGUUGAGAUCGUUCGGCUCCGACCUUAACUGCUUCUCCUCCCCGUGUAGAUCCUCUUGCGCCGACGGGAGGCGAGGUGAGAGCAAUAACGGUGGUGGCGGAUGCGGAGGAGGAGGAGGCUCGUGCGGCGCGGUGUUCACGCGGUGGUUCGUGGCGGUGGAGGAGACGGGAGGGAAGAGGAGGGAGAUUGAGCUUGUGGUCGGAGGUGGAGAGGAGGCGGCGGAGGAUGAGGUGGAGGAUAUGAGGAGGAGGAGUCGGCGGAGGCAUGUUUUCGAGGGGAUUGAUUUGAGUGAGAUUGAGAUGAAGACGGAGAGGAGAGAGAGGGAGAUGGUUAAUUUCUGUUCUCCGCCGAAGAAUGCUUUGCUGUUGAUGAGGUGUAGAUCUGAUCCGGUUAAGGUGGCGGCGUUAGCUAACCGGGUUCGUGAGAGACAGAUGUCGCUUGAUGAAGGCGCGUGUGGAAGAGAGGAGGAAGAGGAUGAGGAGAGGAGGAGGUUUGAGCUCGAUUUGGAGGAUAAGAAGCGGAUUGAGUUGUGUGAGAAAUGGAUCUCUGGAGAGACUAUUGUUGAGAGAGAGGUUGUGGUAGUAGUUCCAGAAACUCCUAAAGAGGAAGAACUUGUGGAAGUUUCUGAAGAUUCAGAAGGUUCCAAGAUACAAGAGGAAGAGAUUGAAGCUAUGAUCAUUAAACUCAUUGAAGAUGAUCUCAGAAAGGCUAUUGAAGAAGAGGAGCAUAUAACUGAGAUGGAAGAAGAAGAAGAAAGGAAAGAAGAGGAAGAGCUAACUGCCUCUGUGACACCAAACGUAGAAAGAUCCAACCAAGGAAACAGAGAACCCGACCCGAGUCCGGAAGUGAUAACCAGAGGAGGAGAUCAACAACAACAGGAAACAGCUGAGAAAGAGAAAACGACGCCGUAUAAGGUGUUACCGGAUUGUCUGUUACUAAUGAUGUGUGAGCCAAAGCUUUCCAUGGAAGUCUCAAAGGAGACUUGGGUCUGCUCCACAGAUUUCGUUAGAUGUCAACCGGGAAGACCUCCGGCUAAGAAGAUAACAGAAGCUACCGGAGAUCAUCAUCACCAUCAUCAACAACAACAACCGAAGAAACGAAUUGUCUCCGCCGUUGAUUCAAACGCAUCAUCUCGCCGGCGUUCAAUCGAUAAACGACCUGUUCACCAAUCUCUGUUACAGCCGCCACGGUCGUCGUGCUCAUAUCCGGCAGCUCCGCCGUUAUUAACGGCGGCUGCUUCGGUUAGGGAGCAGAAGGUAGUCGGAGGUAAUAAUAAGGGGUACGAGCCACCGGUGUUGCCACGUUGCAAAUCGGAGCCGAGGAAGUCAGCUUCGAAGCUUGCGCCGGAAGCUUGUUUCUGGAAGAAUCGGAAGCUCGAGGCUCAUCCUCCAGCAACCGUCGGAGUCGGCGGCGGCGCCGGAGUAGGGUUCUAG
Messenger RNA from Eruca vesicaria subsp. sativa (arugula), 1980 nucleotides. NCBI's taxonomy places the organism in Eukaryota, Viridiplantae, Streptophyta, Magnoliopsida, Brassicales, Brassicaceae. The record is from the annotation of a GenBank genome assembly.